AUGGCUGUGCGCAUGCACUCCGCUCUCCUUCUGAUCCCUCUUAUCGCCUUCGGCCGCGAGGUGGAGGAGCUCGACCUCUUGCAGAUCACAAGCUCAAAGACUGACAUCGAGGUGGAGGCCCGGAAAGGUGACGACGACCGCAAGAGCCGUCCCAGGCGCCAGCAUUGGCCUGACGACUGGUCCGAGUGGUCCGACGAAUUGAUGGAUGCAGUCAAUCAGACCAGCAUGGAGGCGAGCCAUGAUGAGAUGCACAGCAAGCUGAGCAAGCUCCAGGCGACAGCGAAUGCUACUCAGGAAGAUGUCGCUGACGUACUGCGUCUUGCCAAGGAGACGAAUGACCUCCUCAAGAGCACCCAGGGCAGCAGCGGUGGCAGCAGCGGCGGCAGCAGCGGCGGCAGCAGCGGCGGCAGCUCCGGAAACAACAAAGCCAGGGACGUGCUCAUCAUCCACGAGCAAGGAUCGGACACCUUUGACACUUUCGGGGCCCUGAUUGCCUCGAGCGGCGGCAGGGUUUACAAGAAGCUCUUGGACGAGCUGGUUCCGGAAGAUAUGCGCAGCAUGAGCAUUGUCAUGCUGGAUGUGAAGGCUGCCACUUCGAACGAGUCCGACGCUUCUCUUGUUGCAGAUUGGUACAACGAGGACACAGGCGCCGUCCUGGUUGUUUUGGUGGAAGUCGGCGCGAGCUUGAGCAUCGUCGAAGAGGCGAACGCAUUCUUGGCCAGUCUGUCUCCAGCCACCAACAUCCGAGUCAGCGAUGAGAGUUUCGGACCACGGUCAUGCAGCACUGCAGAUGUCGUUGCUUUUGGAGAUCCCUUCUUCCAAGUUCCUCUGCCUCCCGCCGGUAUUACUUCCACCGCCGCCUACAAGGUGACCGGAGAAGGCCGGGCACUUCUCAACAUUGAAGGCAAUACCAUAGCGCGAUUGGACAACUACGACCGACUUCUCGUGAUCGGGACUGAUGACCUGCUGAGUGACAACUGCUUUGGAACCUGGACAACAGGAAAUGAUGCUUUUGUCAACAACUUGCUGGCAAUUCCAUCGGACACGGCGGCAGAAGAGGCUGGAGCCAGCGCAUGA
Symbiodinium natans is the source of this 1077-nucleotide messenger RNA. The record is from the annotation of a GenBank genome assembly. Lineage: Eukaryota; Dinophyceae; Suessiales; Symbiodiniaceae.